AUUUUUAUUAGUUUGGAUAUUUAUUUGCACUAGGCAAGCAAAAGCCAAAUGGAGAGACAAGUUUUGAUGAAUAAUGAAGGCGCCACUCUCUUUAGAACUUGUCUCAAUGGGCUUAAUGCGCUAUCGGGUGUGGGGUUGUUAUCAAUCCCUUUUGCCCUUUCAGAAGGAGGGUGGAUAAGUUUAAUUGCUCUCUUCAUUUUGGCAACCAUAUGUUACUACAUGGGCAUACUUCUCCAUCGGUGCAUGGAACUAAAACCGCAUAUAAAAACUUACCCGGACGUGGGGGCAUUGGCGUUCGGAAGCCCCGGAAGAGUAAUAGUCGCAAUAUUUGUUUAUCUAGAAUCAUAUUUGGUUGCAGUUGAGUUUUUGAUAAUGGGAGGAGAUGGAUUAGAAAGGCUAUUUCCAAAUGAAGGUUUUAGAGUAGGGGGUGUAAGAAUUGAUGGAAGGAAGAUGUAUAUGAUGGUGACUGCACUAGUAAUAUUACCAACUACAUGGCCAAGGAGUUUUGGAGCUUUGGCUUAUAUUUCAUUUGGUGGCAUUUUGGGUUCAAUUUGUUUGACUUUUUGUGUCUUGUGGGCAGCUGUAGUAGACGGUGUUGGAUUCAAACAAAAGGGUGCUGUUUUAAAAUUUCAAGGAUUACCAACUACUCUAAGCUUAUUUACCUUUUGUUAUUGUGCACAUGUUGUUUUCCCUUCUCUUCGCUCUUCUAUGAGGAAUAAAACCCAUUUCUCAAAGGUUCUAUUGGUUUCGUUCAUGUUAAGCACAAUAAAUUAUAGUUCGAUGGCCAUUUUGGGAUAUCUAAUGUAUGGAGAGAACAUUGAGUCCCAAAUAACCUUAAGUCUUCCUCAACAUAAAAUCAAUACCAAAAUAGCAAUUUUUACAAGCCUCGUCAAUCCUCUUUCAAAAUAUGGUUCUAUAAUGUAUCCAAUUGCCCAUGCCAUUGAAGAUUCAUCUCCACUUUUAGCAACUCCUGUGAUGUCAAUUACAAUUAGAACGCUACUACUUGUCACCACUCUCAUUGUGGCUAUGUCAAUUCCGUUUUUUGCAUAUGUGAUGGCAUUUAUAGGUGCAUUUGCUGGUGUUGCAACCUCCAUUAUGAUUCCAUGCAUUUGCUACCUCAAGAUUAAUCAAGAUGUACGUAAAUUUGGAUGGAAAUUAAUGUUCAUUAGUUUGAUUAUGUUGAUGGGAUCAUGUAUUGGAGUUGUGGGUACUUAUACUUCAAUAAAAGAAGUUAUAAAACGAUUACAAAAUUGAUCAUCUUGAACCAACCAACUUGGAAAGGGACAAAUGUCUUGUCUUACCUACGAAGCUAUGUUUGGUUUGUAGAGUGCAUUUUAUUGAACUACUUUUACACUUUUCUUCUUCUAUGAACAUUUUGUUGGAGAAAACAAUGUAUCAAUAAAACAAUUACUGUUCAAACAUA
This is a messenger RNA of Cucumis sativus (cucumber), 1423 nucleotides long. RefSeq names its product amino acid transporter AVT1I-like. Lineage: Eukaryota; Viridiplantae; Streptophyta; Magnoliopsida; Cucurbitales; Cucurbitaceae. The record is from RefSeq and is a predicted model, not a curated record. The transcript is spliced from 3 exons. The coding region runs from base 49 to 1254 and encodes 401 amino acids. Gene Ontology annotation, cellular component: plasma membrane.